UCAAUGGUUGUGAUCGACCGUAAAUGUGAUAUCAUAUGCCUCAUUCAUCACUUUGUUGUGGAAACAUCUUGUGCUUGCAUGGUCUUUGAGUGGAUGGUGUGUGUCAUUUGCGGUCUCCUGCAGUGCUUACAUUGGGACCUAAAAAGUGGCCGGAGCAGGACAUGUUCCCAACGGAAUCCAAGUGUACUCGAAUAGCAUAACUGAGGCUGGAUUGAAUCGCUGGAACAAAACUUGAAGGAUUUCUUAUUGGGAUUGAUAUUUGAUCCACUGGUCAGUUCACUGGAUAUUCAUUAAAAACUUUGGUGCUUUCUAUUUCUUUUUUGUGUGAGAUAUCUAAAUUUGGUGCUGACAGCUGGUUCAGCAAGUUGUGAAUGUUAAACAUGAUCGUAGAAACGAUGAAUCUUCCUUUUAACUGAUGAUGAGGACUUGCUCCAAAUCAACCUCAUCCCCCAGAUGUCAUCCUCACUCCCAGCUAUAGAUCUGAGAUCUCCGCGCAAGAUGUACACAAUGCCUGUGCAAGAAACCAUGUCCGAGCCCAACAAUGGUGUCUGCUUGGAGUGUGGAUGCUUGAGCUCAUCGUUGUCAGAGUCGUCUUCCGAUUCAUCCAGUAGUGGGCGCUCCACACCGAUCAAUGAAAUCUUGCUUAAACGCCCACCAUCGAUGCGUUACGGACCCAGAAAAAGACUUGAUGAUGAGGCAGUGCAGCUGUCGGAGUCGAAACGGAAGGAAGUUGUUGUCCAGAUUCAGCGGGGGUGGUUGGACGAAGACCAGUGGAAGCAGUCCAUACGAGAACAAAUAGAAGAAGAUCUUGAACGACGUGUGCGGGAAGCGCUGGAAACGCCACCUUUAGAGCGUUUGCAGAAGAACAAGGAACGAGCCAAGCGACGAUAUAUCGAUCAAUUAAACUCCAUCAAUUCACACAUCCAUUUGGACUUGACAGAAAAAGAGCGCGACUACGUUAGUCGCAAGCGAUGGAAAGCGCUACAACAGGCGAAACGAACUGCGCAAGAAUUAACGAAAGCGAAUAACUAUUUGAACAGUUUAAGCGCUUAUCAACAAAAUGAAGAUAACGCCAAAUUAAAGUAUGAGAUUAUGUAUAAAGAGUAUCAAGAUCGUAGGAAAUUGAGUGACGAUUCCGCACAGUUGCAGGAGAGAUUCUCGUGUUUCCGCCGCGGUUCCGAAGCCAUGCGAAACUUUGGGACGUUGACGAAUCGAGAGCGACAGGAGCUGUAUCACACGUUCACGAAGCAGGGAUUCGAGAAUGCGGUGCGGUUAGGACAUUUGCCGGACGGCUCAUUGCUUGAGAUGCUGCCGAAUGGAAAGUACCAGGAUGAGUACGGGAUCAUCCGUGAUCACCAUGGGCCGUUCUGGCCGAGGGAUUAUGGCCCACUUUUCCCUCCUCCAGACCACAAGAGAACUAUGCCGCAGGACGUGGAGCCGCUCAUCACAUCAUUCAGGGAACAAAUGAACUUGAAAACGAUAGAUACACAAGUGACAAAAUAUACCAACAAAUGGCGGGGGACGCACAUUGUUUUUGACUCUGAGAAGAGCGGGAAGGACUAUAUACCGCCUGCCGUCCAGGAGGGACAUUGUCCGAGUCUCCUUUUCGAAUCUCGGUUUGAAUCGGGUAAUCUACGCCAGGCUCGAAGGGUCGGUCAGUUUGAAUAUGAAUUGGUGCUAAAAACCGACCUCUAUACGAAGCGUCACACGCAGUGGUUCUAUUUCCGCGUUCAAAACAUGGUGCCGGGGAUCACGUAUAAAUUCAUCAUCGUCAAUUUGCUCAAGAGAGAUAGUUUGUAUAACCAUGGGAUGCGUCCGUUGUUUUACUCUGAGAAGGAUGCCAGGACGAGUGGGAUUGGAUGGGCGCGAAGAGGACACCACAUACUCUACUCAAGAAAUAUGACGCAUCUUAGCUCACCAGUAUUGUUCCGUGACCGCGCCCACUUCAUGUUAGAGUGGCAGAUGGAGUUCGACCACGUGGACGAUUCCUGCUAUUUCGCACAUUGCUAUCCGUACACUUACACCGAUCUGAAGGAUGACCUUGAUAUGAUACUUGCUGACCCUGAUAGGGGGCGCUGCAUGAAGAGGGAGGUCAUGUGUGAGACUAGAGCAGGGAAUAGUUGCUUCCUGUUGACAAUUACAAACUUCGGGACUGAACCGAGCCAUAAGAAGAGAGGUGUCGUGGUAACUGCCAGAGUCCAUCCCGGGGAGUCCAACUCCAGUUGGAUGAUGAAGGGCCUCCUCGAUUUCUUGACAAGUAAUUCAGCCAUAGCUCAGGAAAUUCGAAACAACUAUAUCUUCAAAAUAGUACCAAUGUUGAACCCAGAUGGCGUCAUCGUUGGCAACUACCGGUGCUCAUUGGCGGCGAGAGAUUUGAAUCGGAACUACCGCCAUCCGAAGAAGGAGAAUUUCCCGACGAUCUGGCAUACAAAGGAAAUGACUGAGGACUUCACAAAGAACAGUGAGAUUGUAAUCUAUUGUGAUAUGCACGGCCAUAGUCGGAAGAGCCAAGUAUUCAUGUAUGGGUGUGACUCGGCGUACGACCCAGAGGUGGAAGGUCAGGGGUCACAGGGUCAAGGUCAGGCAAACCCACGGCGAGGGAUCGAAGCAUUUAUAAACGAGAGGUUGUUUCCGUGGCUCAUGUCGAAAAAGUCUCCUGAGAAGUUCUCAUUCAACGGUUGUAAGUUCCACAUCCGACGGUGCAAAGAGGCGACAGGGCGUGUCGUUAUGUGGCGGCAGAUGAGAAUCAUGAACAGCUUCACGAUGGAAGCGACAUUUAGUGGAACGCCCGUGUCGAAGGAGGAGGCCCGCCAUUUUAACAUCAACGACUUUCAGGAUAUGGGGAAGGUAUUCUGUGAGACGGUGCUUGAGUAUCAGGCGACGAAGGAAAAUCAGACGAAAAAGACGGAUGCGAUUGUGGACAUCACACGUGCUGUCACUCAUCAGAUUCUGCAGGCGAAGGGGAUGUUGGCACCAGAGUUACUGUCUCUCGUCGACGGCCCAGACGAUGGUGGCGACAUAUCCAAGGUGACCCAAGUCCUCCUCGCACUUCUGUCAGGUGACAAACCAUCCAAAUCUGGCAAGGGGAAAGGAUCGCCCAAGACGGCCGAGGAAGUCGACGUCAACCAACUGAUGAACAACUUGUCUGCUGAGACGAUACAGGGAUGCUUCAAGAUUCUGGAGCAGCUGAAUGCAACCGAUGAGUUGAACGAAUCAGACUCCAGCGACAGUGACAGUGAGUCUGAGCCUGAGAUGCCAAAAGCAUCCGACCCGAAGAGGAAGAAGAAGAAGAAAUCGCGUAAACAACGGGAUCGUGACUUCAUCAGCCAACGAAGGGACAAAGGCGAACACAAGUCAGGAUCUGCUCUUCCAGCAAUUGGCAGUGCUGAGGGAGCAAAGGACAGAAAAAAGCAGCGUCGUCACCAUUAUUGUGCUCACGCACGAUCAAAACAUUACUUCCUACGAGAGCAUGCACCUAAUCCAAAAACUAGCCAAUCAUUGGUCCCCAUAGAUCAGAAUGGCCUUGGGCGACAUUAUCAGGCCGGCUCAUUGGUCAAUAGUAUGGCCAAUCAAGCGCCAGGGCUGAUGAUGUCGGCUGUCAAUGGCCACAGCCUGGCUCCAAGCAUCAACAAAUGCGUCAAAGUGAUGAAGAGCCACCCGCAGUUUGUGAGCAAGUACGAGGGGAAACACAACAAUGGUAUUCCUUGGGCGUCUGAAGAGAGGAGCAAUGAAAGAGCUGCGAAGAGGAUGGCUGAGAUGAAGAAGAGAAUGGAGGAAGAGAAACAGAGGGAGGCUGCACUUUACUUUUUCACUGACGACCAUCUCGAGCGUUUUGUCGAUACGUCAAUACCCUCAAUGCGAUUACGUAAAUACCGUAACUCUUCCCAGGAUUCCAAUGGGCAGGACAAGGUUGGCGUCACGAUGAACUACGGCUCAGCUAACAUUGCACAAGCACUCAUGGACUUCCAGUUUAAGACGUCUUACCAGCAUGCAGAUGAUGGGACAGAUGGAGAGGCUAGCCUACGAGGACUGAAUGCCCUGAAUCACGAGGCGGUACGCCUGCUGCAAGAAAUGACCACGGACAGCAACCACAGCGACUCAGACCUGGACGAUUUAUCCGACAACUUAACCAGUCAUCGUAUCGCCGCCAUGCACAACCCGUACACCAUGAUGAAUUACGGUCUCUCGCUCAACAGUCUUGGGAGAGGCAUCGGAGACCAGAAGUCUGGCCCGGUGAUCCCAGGGACACACCAGUCAUACCCCCAGCCUCAUGUCAUCUUGCCUACAAAACCAAGGAAUUCAUUUGCCAACGUGCGUCCAUCUCACAAUUCCAUCCCGCAGAUGAAACUGGGAAGUCUUGAGACCCUCACAGGAAGGAGAGCGGGCGCAGCAGCCGAAACGAAAUCAGCACCAUCUGCUACGAAGAUCUCAACAUUCCUUCCGGCCUUGACCUCGAAGCAUCAAAUGAUGAAAUCGGCCGAGUUUUACCUUCAGACCGACAAUACGAGCACGUCUAACUCCACCCUCACCAACAAUACCGCCACCGUGCUCAACAUCCUUCAAAACGUUACGUCCAAGGCUAACCAAUCGUCCAACCUUAACAAACGCAGUCACACCGAGUUCUUCCUCAUUAAUUACCGUCUCGGUCAGGAUGCAAAACACGCCUCGGCGGCCGCGACGGCUACCACACCACCUGUUGAUGGCGGGUCCAUGGUAAGGCAGAGAACUACCCUGACCGUAGAAGAUACUGUGCCAACUCUGAAGUUCUCACCUUUCAACGAAAAACCGGAAGUGACCGCAGAGAGGAAGAGUAUUAUCAGCAAGGAGUAUAGUCGUCAUGGUCACAUGUCUCAAUGAUGUCACAGUCAUGUUUUGAUGCCGAUGUCGCUGGCCUUUUUAGGUGAACUACGUGGAUCAUAUUACUUAACGGCAACAUGAUGGUUUAAGCCAACAAAUGUACAAGAAGUGUCGAUCUGAACAUUCUAUCUAUAAGACAGUAUUGCUGUAUUUGAACUUUCAAGAUGAUUUCGGAUUUACUAGCAGAAGCAGUUGUGUGAUCUAGGUUUAUUUUGCCAACGUUUGGUGCCAAAUAGCUAGAUACAAGAGGUAGUGAUAGUUAUAAACAAUUGUCAGAAAUGAUAUUCAUAGUAGGCAGGCUGAAAAAAGUCUGUAUGUUUUAUGGCUUCGUUGUGGAAGCUUGAUCAGUUACUGUAGAUGCUUGUUCAUAUAACCUUUGUCUAAAAGCGUUGAUGUACCGGACGUUUUGGACUCUUUUGAAAUGCAUACACUACAUAUUCAGCAGCACUUGAAAAUUGUUAUGCACCAGUAAAGUCCUUAUCCAUCAGCACCUUUCUUUGCUGCCGAAUUCUCAAAAUUUAAGCAGUUGAGUAAACUCCUGGUUAUGGCAACAUCACCUCCAUGAAACAUUGAAAUAGCGUGCAGAGAAAAACCUUGUACAGGGUAGCCCAAAAAAGAGUCCUAUAGCAAGAAAUUAGGACAGGACAUAUUUUUGAGAUGCCCUGUAUUGUAAAUAAAAGAAUAAGAGUGAUAUUUGCAUUAAAUAUUUUGUUACUUUGUUAAAUAAAAGAAAUGUUACAAAUCUGA
This is a messenger RNA of Lineus longissimus, 5604 nucleotides long. RefSeq names its product cytosolic carboxypeptidase 2-like. The transcript has 28 exons. Gene Ontology annotation, biological process: proteolysis. Gene Ontology annotation, molecular function: metallocarboxypeptidase activity; zinc ion binding. The record is from RefSeq and is a predicted model, not a curated record. The coding region runs from base 454 to 4857 and encodes 1467 amino acids. NCBI's taxonomy places the organism in Eukaryota, Metazoa, Nemertea, Pilidiophora, Heteronemertea, Lineidae.